AUGUCGAUUUCGUUGUUUGUUGAUAGUUCUUCUGUGGCGAAACUCUGGGAGCUUGAUACUAUUGGGAUAACCGAUCCUGUAGAAAAAUUGACACGAGAGGUGGCGGCCAAGGAGGCUAAGAAUUUUUUCUAUGAGACUAUCCGAUGUGACAACGAAGGUAGUUAUGAGGUUAUGUUACCUUGGUUGAACAAGCAUCCUUUAAUUUCAGAUAAUUUAGUUGUCGCUAGAAGAAGAUUAGAUACUACUUUAAAUAAGUUGAAAAAGUCCAAUUUGCUUGAAUCGUAUAAUUUAUUAUUCAAUGAGUGGUUGAACGAGGGUGUGAUCGAAAUAGUAAAUAAUCCCGAAGAGAAUAAUUGUGUGCACUAUUUGCCUCACAGGCCCGUUAUUAAAAAUACCAGCGAAACCACGAAAAUUAGGCCAGUCUUUGAUGCAUCAUCUCGUGAACAGGGUCGUCCUUCUUUAAACCAGUGUUUAGAGGUAGGGCCUAAUCUUAUUGAACUUAUUCCUUCUGUGUUAUUACGGUUCAGACAACAAAAAAUAGGUGUUGUGUCGGAUAUUCGAAAGGCUUUUCUUCAAAUUUCUGUACAUUCGAAGGGCAGAGAUUUUUUGAGGAUCCUAUGGGUAAACAAUGAAGGAAAAGUUUGUAUUUCGACAAAGGAGAGUUGUUUUUGGAGUCAACUCUAG
This is a messenger RNA of Diabrotica virgifera virgifera (western corn rootworm), 684 nucleotides long. RefSeq lists its product as uncharacterized. NCBI's taxonomy places the organism in Eukaryota, Metazoa, Arthropoda, Insecta, Coleoptera, Chrysomelidae. Bases 1 to 684 code for a protein of 227 amino acids. The transcript has a single exon. The record is from RefSeq and is a predicted model, not a curated record.